AUGUUAGAAAGCGCUGAAGAAAGAGGAAGGAUAGUUCGAUUUGCAAAAGAGCUUGGUGUUGAACCUCGCACUGCCCGGAGAUGGUGGAAACGUUAUCAGGAAACAAAUGAAGUGCCAUACAAACUUUCAAAAAAUAAUGUUGGCCGUCCAAGCUCUUUCACAACUGAACACGAGACAUAUAUUCGAGAACUACUUGAUAAAGAU
Messenger RNA from Zychaea mexicana, 204 nucleotides. RefSeq lists its product as uncharacterized. The annotation marks the transcript as partial. Lineage: Eukaryota; Fungi; Mucoromycota; Mucoromycetes; Mucorales; Lichtheimiaceae. The record is from RefSeq and is a predicted model, not a curated record. The transcript has a single exon.